Messenger RNA from Elaeis guineensis (African oil palm), 539 nucleotides. The record is from RefSeq and is a predicted model, not a curated record. NCBI's taxonomy places the organism in Eukaryota, Viridiplantae, Streptophyta, Magnoliopsida, Arecales, Arecaceae.
GCUGAUGUGGACAACAGUGGUACCAUAGACUAUGCAGAAUUCAUUGCUGCAACAUUACACCUCAACAAGUUAGAGCGUGAAGAACAUUUGGUGGCAGCUUUUUCAUAUUUUGACAAGGACGGAAGUGGCUAUAUUACAGUUGAUGAACUUCAGCAAGCUUGUAAAGAGCAUAACAUGACUGAUGUUUUUCUUGAAGACAUUAUCAAGGAAGUUGAUCAGGAUAAUGAUGGUCGUAUUGACUAUGGCGAGUUCGUUGCUAUGAUGCAGAAGGGCAAUAUGGGAGUUGGAAGACGGACAAUGCGGAACAGUUUGAAUAUAAGCAUGAGGGAUGUGCCAGGGGCUCGCUGAAUUUUUAUUUACGUACAGCUUGUCUGGAAAGAAGCUGAUUGUCUCUAGUGUUCUUUUCCUUCCCAUUUUGUAUUUGGGUGUGAAAUGAAUGAGGAAAAAUAUUUUGGUUUGCCCUAUUUGGUAUGAUCUCUCUCUCUCUCUCUCUGUUUUUUUAACAGACGAAAAUUGAUGCCAGAAACAUAUUUGGUGAU